Carica papaya (papaya) is the source of this 1950-nucleotide messenger RNA. It is a transcript of the gene CYP51G1, whose product is annotated as CYTOCHROME P450 51G1. Lineage: Eukaryota; Viridiplantae; Streptophyta; Magnoliopsida; Brassicales; Caricaceae. The record is from RefSeq and is a predicted model, not a curated record. Gene Ontology annotation, molecular function: heme binding; iron ion binding; oxidoreductase activity, acting on paired donors, with incorporation or reduction of molecular oxygen.
AAUCUCUCGUUAUAUAUAGAGAAGCAAGUUCAGCUUCAGUUUCAUCGCCGGGAGCCGGUGGAGCCAUCGUGGGCGUCGCUCUCGUUGCCACACUUCCUCACUCUCCUCACUUAGAGCAAGGAGGAAAAGAGGUUUCAAGGGCGUAAACUCAUUGAAAUACUGUAACCAUGGAUGUGGAUAACAAGUUCUUUAAUAUGGGCCUUCUCAUUCUGGCCACUAUCGUCGUGGCCAAGCUUAUCUCUGCCCUUGUGAUGCCCAGAUCUAGCAAGCGGCUGCCUCCAGUUGUUAAGUCAUGGCCGUUGGUUGGUGGCCUUCUUCGCUUCAUGAAGGGACCAAUCAUAAUGCUCCGCGAGGAGUACCCCAAGCUGGGAAGUGUAUUUACAUUGCCCUUGCUUAACAAGAAAAUUACAUUCUUUAUUGGGCCUGAAGUGUCAGCACAUUUUUUUAAGGCUUCUGAGUCUGACCUUAGCCAGCAGGAGGUGUAUCAGUUCAACGUGCCAACUUUUGGCCCAGGAGUGGUAUUUGAUGUGGAUUACUCUAUCCGGCAAGAGCAAUUCCGGUUCUUUACAGAGGCUUUAAGAGUUAACAAGUUGAAAGGGUAUGUGGAUCAGAUGGUCACGGAGGCAGAGGAUUACUUCUCAAAAUGGGGAGACAGUGGCGAAGUGGACCUAAAGUAUGAAUUGGAACACUUGAUCAUCUUGACUGCUAGUAGGUGCCUCUUGGGUCGAGAAGUUCGUGAUCAACUUUUUGAUGAUGUGUCUGCCUUAUUCCAUGACCUUGAUAAUGGUAUGCUCCCUAUUAGUGUCAUCUUCCCGUAUCUGCCGAUCCCAGCUCACCGCCGCCGUGAUCGUGCUCGUAAGAGGCUUGCAGAAAUCUUUACAAGCAUAAUAGCAUCUCGUAAACAUGCUGGCAAUUCAGAGAAUGACAUGUUACAGUGUUUCAUUGACUCAAAGUACAAAGAUGGUAGGCCCACAACAGAAGGAGAGGUUACUGGCUUACUCAUUGCUGCUCUCUUUGCUGGACAGCACACCAGUUCCAUCACUUCCACUUGGAGUGGUGCAUAUCUCCUCCGCCAUAAAGAGUACUUAUCUGCCGUCGUGGAGGAGCAAAGAGAAUUGAUAGAGAAGCAUGGGAAGAAGGUUGAUCAUGAUGUCUUGUCUGAGAUGGAUGUACUAUAUCGGUGCAUCAAGGAGGCCCUAAGACUUCAUCCCCCAUUGAUUAUGCUUUUGAGGAGCUCACACAGUGACUUCAGUGUGAAAACCCGGGAUGGGAAAGAGUACGACAUUCCAAAGGGUCAUAUUGUUGCAACAUCUCCAGCAUUUGCCAACCGUCUUUCUUACAUCUAUAAAGAUCCAGAUAGGUAUGAUCCUGAUAGAUUUGCUGCUGGGAGAGAAGAAGACAAGGUGGCUGGGGCAUUCUCCUACAUUUCCUUUGGAGGUGGUAGGCAUGGAUGCCUCGGCGAGCCCUUUGCAUAUUUGCAGAUAAAAGCUAUUUGGAGCCAUUUGUUGAGGAACUUUGAGUUGGAGCUGAUAUCACCAUUUCCUGAGAUUGACUGGAAUGCCAUGGUUGUUGGUGUGAAAGGAAAGGUGAUGGUGCGCUACAAGAGACGUCAGAUUGCUUAAUAAGUGAAGGAAAUUAUGGACAGUUGGCAGGUUAAUGUAGGAGUAGGAUGUUACUGUUACCUCUCUUUCAUGAAUUGAUUUUAUUGUCGUUCUUCUGGUUACUAGAGAAGUUUUCGGAUCUUUUGUUGGCUUGCGGCCUUUUGCUUAGCAUUCAUAAAUUUAUCAUUCAAGUAGCUUGUAACAGAAUUUUGAUUCUGUCUUCAAAUCCCAGCUGCUGAAAACCUGUGAUAUGUCUUUGGAGUUCAGUUCCAGUUCAUUUUAGAUGUUUAGUUAUCUUGAUGUAAUCCUGGCAAGAACUGAGUCUUUAAAUUGAUGAAUUUUUGUAUCA